Hippoglossus stenolepis (Pacific halibut) is the source of this 6927-nucleotide messenger RNA. RefSeq names its product roundabout homolog 1-like. The record is from RefSeq and is a predicted model, not a curated record. NCBI's taxonomy places the organism in Eukaryota, Metazoa, Chordata, Actinopteri, Pleuronectiformes, Pleuronectidae. Gene Ontology annotation, molecular function: protein binding. The transcript has 30 exons. Bases 530 to 5194 code for a protein of 1554 amino acids.
GCAGAGCUGAGCUGAGCUGCUGCUGCGCGCAGAGACGCACGGCGCCUCCAUCCAACCAAGCGCCAGUCCCACCAAACCCAACCCGGCGCGAGAGAGGAGAGAGAGAGAGAGAGAGAGGAGAGGGGGGGGAUACAACUACACGUUUAACACGUUAAAGUGAACGCAAGUGGACGCUUCUCCUCCUCGUGGAACUAUAACAGCAGUCAUCUCAUGGCCGAUGCGUUCCGCCAAGUUCUCGGCAUUUUGGAGAGAGGAGUUCGUCAGGAGCGAGAGAAUCCAAGUGCGGGACCGAGUGGAUUAAAACCCGCGGGGUGAACUUUGGUUCCAGCAGCAGCGGUCCACUGUCCGGGGAGCAGCUCUGAACAUUAUUUUUCUGUAUCACUGCGGAGUUCAGGAAAAACUCCCCCCCCCCCGGCCGGAUCCGAACCCACCGCCGCCCGCACAGCGUUUAGAAGUUGAGAUUUAGAUGAAACAGACAACCAGCGCGCAUUCUCACUGGAUUUACACCGUUUCCAGCUGCGCGUGAAGGAUGCCUGUCCGUCUGUGGGCAGUUUACUGUCUACUGGCACUGCUGCAGAUUUGUUCAGGUUCUCGUCUUCGCCAGGAAGACUUCCCUCCUCGCAUCGUGGAGCACCCCUCUGACCUCAUUGUAUCCAAAGGGGAACCCGCCACCCUCAACUGUAAGGCCGAGGGCCGGCCAACCCCCACGGUGGAAUGGUACAAAGAUGGGGAGCGCGUCGAGACGGACCGUGACAACCCCCGAUCGCACCGCAUGCUGCUGCCCAGCGGGUCGCUCUUCUUCCUACGCAUUGUCCACGGACGGCGGAGCAAGCCCGACGACGGCAGCUACGUGUGCGUGGCCCGAAACUAUCUGGGCCAGGCGAUCAGCCACAAUGCGUCACUGGAAGUAGCCAUUUUACGUGACGACUUCCGACAGAACCCUGUGGAUGUUAUGGUUGCGGUGGGGGAGCCCGCAGUGCUGGAGUGCCAACCGCCCCGUGGGCACCCUGAACCCACCAUCUCCUGGAGAAAGGACGGGGCCAAUUUAGGCGACAGAGACGAACGCAUCACAAUCCGCAGUGGCAAGCUGAUGAUCACCAACACCAGGAAGAGCGAUGCGGGGAAAUACAUCUGCGUAGGAACCAACAUGGUGGGGGAGAGGGAGAGCGAGAUCGCCGAGCUCACCGUGCUGGAGCGCCCAACCUUUGUAAAGCGGCCCAGCAGUGUGGUGGUGUUGGCAGACGAGAGCGUAGAGUUCCCUUGCGUGGCUCAAGGAGACCCCGUUCCCACUAUCCGCUGGAGGAAGGAUGAUUCUGAGCUGCCUAAGGGCAGAUUUGAAAUCCUAGAGGACCACACCUUGAUCGUUCGCCAAGUGACAUCCUUGGAUGAGGGCUCGUACACGUGCGUGGUGGAGAACAUGGUUGGGAAGUCGGAGACGUCCGCCACGCUCACUGUACACGUCAACACCGUGCCCCCAGCAUUUGCCAUACGCCCCAGGAACCAGGUGGUGACGGUGGGCAGGACGGUCACCUUCCAGUGCGAGGCCACCGGCAACCCGCAGCCAGCCAUCUUCUGGCAGAGGGAAGGCAGCGAGAGUCUCCUGUUCUCCUACCAGCCGCCGCAGCCCUACAGCCGCCUGUCUGUCUCCCAGAUGGGCAGUUUGACCAUUACUGAUGUUCAGCACUCGGAUGGCGGCUUCUACAGCUGCCAGGCUCUCAACAUCGCUGGCAGUGUUAUUACCAAAGCACUGCUGGAGGUCACAGACUCUGGGUCAGACCACCCUCCUCCUGUGAUAAGGCAGGGACCCAUCAACCAGACCGUUCCUAUGGACAGCUCGGUCGUCCUCGGGUGCAAGACCGCUGGUCCUCCGUCUCCCACAGUCCACUGGAAGAAGGAUGGUAAGCUGCUGUCUCCAUUGGACUCCCGCAUGUCCGCAACAGACACAGGAUCACUGGAGAUUCGCUCUGCUAAGCUGGGAGACACAGGCUUCUACACUUGUGUGGCUUCUAGUCCAAAUGGAGAGGCUUCCUGGACAGCAUACCUGCAAGUGGAAGAGUUUGGAGUCCAGUCCACUCAUCAAACAGACCCUGACCUGAUCCCCAGCACGCCGUCCAAACCUGAGGUGACCGACAUCAGCCGCACAUCCGUCACCCUGUUGUGGAAAACCAUCCCCGGUGCCGGUGCAGCACCUACAUCUCAUCUAAUCGAGGCAUUCAGUGAUACGUUAGGCAGCCGAUGGGUGACCCUGGCCGAGCAUGUGAAGACACAGAGCUUUGUUCUGAGGAACCUGAAGCCUGGAGCUGUCUACCUCUUCAUGGUCAGAGCGGUGAAUGCUUACGGCCUCAGUGACCCCAGUCCGAUCUCAGACGCUGUCAGAACACAGGACAGCGCUUCCACCAUGCAGGGGGUGGAUCAUCGUCACAUCCAGAGGGAGCUGGGAGAUGUAGUCAUCCACAUGCACACGCCCACCGUCCUGUCAUCUUCUGCUGUCCGGCUGCAGUGGAUGGUCGAGCAGCAGUCCCCGUACACCCAGGGCUACAAGGUGCUGUACCGGGCGUCUGCCGAGCACGGUCAGCCUGAGGGGCAGUGGAGCUUCCAGGAGGUGCGCGCCCCUCGGGAGGACGGUGUGGUGAUCAGUCAGCUGAAGCGAGGAUCCAUCUAUGAGUUCAAAGUGCGUCCCUUUUUUGACGAGUUCCAGGGAGCUGACAGUGAGGUCAAGGUGGUUAGGACAUUGGAAGAAGCUCCUGGUAGAGCCCCCCAGGGUGUCACAGUGACAAAGAGUGGCACAGAUGGAACUUCCAUCCUCAUCACUUGGAAGCCGCCUCCACACCCAGAGGAGGCAGGAGUCAUUCAGGAGUACAAGAUCUGGUGCCUGGGUAAUGAGAGUCGCUACCAUGUGAACCAGUCGGUCGACGGCUCCACCUUCUCCGUGCUCAUUUCCAGUCUGUCACCGGGAAUUCGCUACAGUGUGGAGGUCGCAGCCAGCAACAGUGCAGGGCCUGGGGUCAAAAGUGACGUCACUUUCUUUCAAUUAGACUCUGCGGGCCAGAUGAUGGACAUCAGCGUGGAAAGAGACACAUUUUCUCACAUCUCAGAUGUCGUGAGGCAGCCGGCGUUUAUUGGUGGCAUUGGCGCCACCUGCUGGUUGAUCCUCAUGAUCUUCAGCGUCUGGCUCUACCGGCACAGAAAGAAGAGAAGUGGCCUGAGCAGCACGUACACCGGCAUCCGCAAGGUCCCAUCAUUCACCUUUACACCUGCAGUUGCGUAUCAAAGAGGGGAAUCUGUGUGCAGUGCUGGCAGACCUGGCCUCCUCAGCAUGGGGGAGCCUCUCAACCAGCUGUGGCUGCCAGACAAUUGGCCGAACGCAUGUGCCAAUCACAAGGACUGCAGCAUCAACUGCUGCAAUAAUGGCAACGGCACCAGUGACAGCAACAUGACAACAUACAGCCGACCAGCUGACUGCAUCGCCAACUACGGAAACCAUCCAGACAACAAACAGCUUGCUUCUGACACAGCCAUUUACUGUGACGUGGACCUCUCCAACAAGCUCAAUGAGAUUAAAACCUUCAACAACUCGAGCUUGAGUUACACGAGUCCCGGAGAGGAUUCGUCCGCCACAUAUGAGCCCAUCCCGUACGCCACCACGCAGCUUAUUCAAGCCAGCAUCAAGAACAAAGCCUCGUCUGGUGGCGCUAUAGCAGAGCCUCUGGACAUGGCCUGCUGGAAACAGCCCCCCAACCCGCCUCCGAUACCGAAGGAGAUGGUGGCACACAUGCAGUACCACGUAAUUGAGCAAAACUUGCUGAAUAAAGAACACCUGCAAGGAAAUGAAGGAAUGAUCCAUCCCAAAAGCAUCGCCUACAGCCAGAGCCGUGAUCACAGCACAGGAGGCUCGCACCACAGCUCAGACAGAGGCAGCAACAGCACCUCAGGGAGUCAGAAUCAAAAGAAAGGGACGCGGGCACCAAAGAUCCCAAAACAUAAUGUGGUGAGCUGGGGAGAAGCCCUUUCUCCUCCUCCUCUUCCUCAUGUUAAUGCCUGGGACUGUGACGAGUACAGCCUACCCAUGGAGAGGAGUUUUGACACAGAGGGAAGAAUAGAAAGCUGCCCUACUCCACCAGUUAGAGGGGCGGUGUCUUCUCCUGCUGAAGUGUCCUAUAGUCACCCACCUUCCGCAUCACUGCAGGGAGACCUGAGCACUGACCUGCACAACGGAAACAAACACCUGAGCCAACACACCAGCAGCCACCCUUGCCAUCUCUCCCCAACGCACACCUACAGCUCCAUACCCCCCUGCUUGGAAGCCGACGAACAGGAAGAGGAAGAGGAAGAGGAGGAGGCAGAGGAGGAGGCGGACGCGGAGCUCGCUGACAGUCGCCACAACGGGCAGAGGCACAAGCACCAGCUGCACCACCCCUCUCCACACAAGCUGCUCUUCCACGGGCUGGACCAGACCCCAGCCUCCAGCACCGGGGAUCUGGACAAAUCCGUCACGGGGUCCAUGGUGAACAGCUGGGGCUCAGCGUCUGAGGACAACAUCUCAUCGGGCAGGUCCAGUGUUGUCAGCACUUCAGAAGGAUCCUUCUUCACAGACGGUGACUUCAACCAGGCUGCAGCCUCUUCACGGGAUAUCGUAGGCCUGCGCAUGUGUAGAUACCCAGAUGAGUCAGGCCGGCGGCCCCAGCGUCCCAGCAGCCCCAUGUCCACAGACAGCAACAUGAGUCCCGCAAUAACACAUAAAAGGCCCAGGAGGCAUAAACAGAACCAGUGUGGUCAGCAGGGCUACCAACCCAAAGACGUCUUCAACGAUGACUCCUGCAUGCCUCUGAGUUUCUCCAGCCAGAUGUCCCAUGGCGAAUAUAAAGUGAGGGGGGCCACGCUGCCCCGGAUGGGCUCUGGGGAUGCCGGGGGUCGACGAGGCAGCACGGGGACUCACAGGGUGAGGGAGGGUACGGCUGAGCCGAGAGAUAACCAGGACAAGCACAAGACUCCGCUGGGAGGAAAAGGAAGUAGCAGAAGCCGACAGCACUCAGAAUUCGGGGACGUCCUUCUAUACAGUCGCCCCUCUUUCCCAUCAGGCCCAGCUCUGAGGGAGCCCGAGGAUCCCAAUUCAUCCACCUUCAUGUCGUGUGGAGACUCAAGGACCAAACAGGGAGGACAGGUGGGAGAGGAUCAAGAGUUCCUGCAAAGCUAAGAAGCGACGCGAGCACAGAAGAACUAUCCUCCAGCUGCUUCAUACGAAGGACUCUGCACAACACAUGCUAUCAUUUUCUAAUUAAAAUUUCUCAUUAGAUGUUGGAAAAAAAGAAGAAAAAAAAAAAAAGGUGCCCUUAUGUUUAAGUCUGUUUGGACUUCACUCUGAUGCACUGUUUGUUGUUUUUCUGCUCUUUUUGGGCGACCGGCUUCCGGGAGCUGGGAGCACUGGCUGCUCAGCAAAAGUAAAGAUGAAUGCACAUUCGAUGGCUGUCGUUCGUGUCUUAUUUUACUGUAGUCGAUAUUCAGUCAUUACCAGCCAUCUUGUAAAUUGUUGGAAUUGUUUACUGCCACAGAAGUGCUUCAAAAUUCAGAUUUUAUAGAGCGGUGUCAGUGUUUUCUAAGUGAUGUACAUCUCGUCUUUGUAUUCUUUGUUUCUACUUUGGUUAUAAAAGCACAAUCUCUUGAUUUUUAUUGUAAGUCAUUAUUAUAAACAAAUUUAUGUUGGGAGGAAAUCGGUCUUCGGAGUCUGUGUUAGUCUUUUCAUCGGGUCAGUUUCGGGCCCGGGAAGUUGUCGAUUGUGGCUGUGCAUACGGUUGUGUUCAUUUGAGCUGCGUUCAUUCAGAUUUGAACUGUCUGUUGUUUGUACUGAGAGAUUUGCAUGCAGAUUCACCUGUAGGUGGUUUUUACUCAACACCUCGGCUUCUUUGUUCCACCCUCUCCGGGAUGUUGCAAAAGUUCUGUUCAUGGACUGGUUCCAUUUUUUCAUUUUGUCUCCACCGAUCAUCUAAACCUGUGUUCCCACCUCUGGCUAUAACUUCUGGAACAGGGCUGGACAAUCCACCGUAUUUAUUGAAUUACUCCGCAUGAAUACUUUACAAGCUUUAAAUUCACUAAAGGCAGUUUUCAGUAAUAAAAUUGCCUGGAUCCCAUUAGAUAUAAGUGAGAACAGCCACAGCAGCAUUUCAGCUGUUCUGUCUUCAGUCCGGUCCAGAGGUGUAAAACCUUGAGCUGGACACAUCGGACUUAAGCCAAUACUAGAACGUGUAUAUUAAUCAGGCACUUAUUUAAAUAUAUACAUAGAUAUAUCUCUAUAUUAUUGUCUAUUUAUCUUUGGAGAGUUAAAUGUACAUUGUGAUGUAGAUGUUGGUAAUAUUGUCCAGCCCUGUUCUCCAAGUUAUACAGUAUAUGGAACAAUUAUGUCACUUUAACUUCUCUGUUUAAAUAAAUAUUGCUGUUCCUUAAUUAAAAAGAAAUACCGGUUCAUCUCUCUUCUGUAUCCUAUAACCUGUAUGUCCUCUUUACAUCGAACAAACACAUGACUAGGAACCACAUGACAAAGAACUAGACACAGUGAAAACCACUACAGACCACGACUUACCAUGAAAACUGAAAAUGACUCUUUUCCUUAUUUCAAUGAAUGUAUGAUGAAAAGUUAUAAGUAUGAAACACUGAGUCAUUUAAAACCCAUCUUUAGUGUAAGAUCUUUACUACCUUUACUCCAUUGUGUAAAAAAUGUUUAAGUUUAUACUACAAGAAUUGUGAUUCAUUAGAUUAAAAAACAUCUUAAUAGAAGUGACAUCAAGAGGAUUCUUGUAAGUAAACUACAGUGGUUUUGAGCACAAAGAGCAAAUGGAAUUCAAAACUUAACAUUCUUGUGAAUGUUAUGGAUCUAAAUUGAAAAAGUUGUAAAUUUUGCUCCAUUAUUUAUAAUUAAAAACACCUACCAAGAAA